GUAGAAAUGUAAGCUGGUGCUAAUGCAGUGAAAGUCGACGACGUCAAAGACAUGAGUUCAUUCUUGGCACAGUUUGGAGAAGUGUUUGAUUUGUAUGAUGACAUGAUGUCUGGUGAGAUAUCAUGCGAAGCUCUUGCCAAAAUGUACGGAAAACUGAGGCCACCUGGAAUACGUUUAGCACAGGUACAUGCAGGAAUUGAGACGGUAUAUGGUAAAGGGAUGGGAGAUGCACUAGAAAAGCAAGACUUUGAAGAGGGCCUUACAGAGCUUGAUAGGCGAUACUUUUUACUGCAGGAUUUGGUAUGGGAGUAUGAGAUAUUGUGCAGACCAGAUGGAUUGAUAACCGAAAAUGAUGCCAAGUUACUGUUCACGGCAACCCACGAACACAACUUCUCUCUGGUAAAGUACGACCAGUGGUUAAAGAACCGCCGGGUUAGGGGGACUGGAGUUCCUUUUAAUGAGAUAGAUGUACUGUUGUGCAAUAAACCAACUCCGGAUGAGAUCAUAGCAACCCUUCCAACCAUUCCCCGUGAGCGAACAGUAAUAGAACCACUAGGUAGAAGUGCAACGACCAUGAUAACUGACAGAACAAAGUCUCACGAUCGAAAGAAGAAAGUUGAGAAGCUAGGCUACCUCAAGAAGCUGCAAGAACUGAAAAAUAAGAGAUCUCAAAAUAUAAAGCGGAGAAAGAGUAUUGAAGAUGGUUACAAGAAAUCAGAGGAAGAGAAAAAGCUGGAGGAAGAAGAACGGAAGAGGCGGGAAGAAGAGGAGGAACGAAGGAGGCUAGAAGAAGAAAAAAGACGAGAAGAGGAGAGAGCUCGACUUGAACUACUUCAUAAGGAGGCUGCAGAAAAGCAGAGGCUGAAAGACUUAGAGGUCGAAGCAGAAGCAGUAAGAAUGCAGGAGGAGGCCAUGAAAAAGGCUGUAGACGAAGAGAUGAGACGACAAAUGAACGAAGAAGAAAGGAGAAAGCGAGAGGCAGAAGAUGCAGAACUACAAAAACAACGAGAAGAAGAGGAGAGGAAAAGAAAGGAGCAAGAAGCCGAAGAAGACAGGAAACGACAGGAGCAAGAAGCGGAGGAGGAAAGGUUAAGAAAAGAGAAGGAGGAUGAAGAAGAUAGAAAGAGAAAGGCUGAAGAAGAAGAGGAAGAAAAAAUACGACAGAAAGAAGCUGAAGCAUUAGCGGCAGUUGAGGCAGAACGUCUUGCACAAGAAGAACUAGCAAAGAUAACUGACAAAGCUGAACGAGAUGUUAUGAACAGUAAGCAAGAGGAAGAGAAGGCCCUACAAGCUAUCAAAGAUGCAGAAGCGGCACUAGAAGCGGCUAAGAUGGCUGAUGAUAUGGAGGCUAUUGAAGAGGCACAGAGGAUGAAGAGAGAGGCCGAUGAGAGAGCCAGGACGGCCAAGAUGAUUAAACGUCUCAAGGAAGCUAUACAAAAGAGGGAUCUCAGGGAACUUGAAGAUACGAUCAGAGAUGCGAAAAAGAAAAAGGUUAAAGGAGUUGAGGAGCCUUUAGCAGAAGCUGAGGAGCUUGUAAAUCUGCUCUACGCUCAGAGACAACUUGAGAACGCUUGCUUGGAUAGAUCUAUUGAUGAUAUUGAAAUUGCUAUAGAGAAGAUCAAAUCAGUUAAGACGUCAUUGAAAAAGUACAGAAUAAAGAGUGGUUUUGAUACAAUCCUAGCCAAGGAGCUUAUCGAUGCUGAAUACUUGCUCAAGAGACUCAAGAGACUAGAAUUCUUGAAACGCCAGAUUAUGGAACUAAAACAACAAACUAUUGCCGAAAUAAAGAGUUAUUCUCAACCACCACCAGUCGUCAAAUUCGUGAUGACAGCUACAUUCCUGAUACUGGGACACACAGCUAAGGAGAUAAAACAGUGGCCCCAACUAGUGGUACUGAUGGGUAAAACAGGUAAAGCAAGUUUAAAGAGAAGAGUACAGUCAUAUGAGCCAGAUACCAUGGCGUGGGAUGUGGCCCAGGCAUGUUCAGAGAUCUUGGCGGGUAUGGAUACUGGUUCUGUAGCUGACGUUAGUGCGGGAGCAGCUGCUUUUUACAUCUGGUGUGACGGAAUGGUAACAGAGAGACUAACCCUACCAGAGGUAAUAACAAAAGAGCUACAAGACCAGAGAAGAGCGAGUAUCAAGAGAGAGGAAUCCAACAAGAACCUGACUAAAGGCAGAACAGUUGAGGUUCUCUCCAGGAGGUCCAGAUCUAGAGAUAGGAUGGAGGCUCCUAAGAAUAAGAUCAUACCUGACAGAUCAAGAAGUAGCAAGGCGGCAGGAAAGAAUCCAGGUCCGAGCAACAACGCUAAUAGAAGCAAGAGUACCGGGAACAACGCUAAUAGAAGAGGACGGAAAUAAUGUGGUGUGAUGGACAUUUUAGAUCAGAAAAUUUAUUAGAUUUAGCUAUCGAAAUUAGAUGGAUGUUGUCGUAAAACAGUGCAACAGUAAACAGUGCACUAUGGCGGAGAGAAAGAGAGAAGACAGAGCUAUAUUUAGUAGAGUCCGAAGAGAAAAAGCAGUAUUUUAAAUUUAGUAGUCGAUGACCAAUUUGUAUGAUAUUUUGUAUGAUAUUUUUACCACAAUUAUAGACAUAUUUACAGCUAAUAUAAAUAUGAAUUGAUUGACUUAAGAUUACCAU
Bolinopsis microptera is the source of this 2638-nucleotide messenger RNA. RefSeq names its product calponin homology domain-containing protein DDB_G0272472-like. The transcript is spliced from 17 exons. The coding region runs from base 52 to 2358 and encodes 768 amino acids. Lineage: Eukaryota; Metazoa; Ctenophora; Tentaculata; Lobata; Bolinopsidae. The record is from RefSeq and is a predicted model, not a curated record.